AUGGGCCUUCUUGGCUUCACCGUGAGCUACUUGCUCUUCUCCGCCAUCCACUUCUGUCAAUUUAUUCUCGCAAUCGUUGUCUGCGGGCUCUAUGGCUAUGACCUGCAUCAUGCCAACAACAGUGGUAAAUAUUCCGACUCAAAAUGGAUCUUCGCUGAGGUUGUCGGCGCGCUGUCUGCGGCUACCGCUCUACUCUACUUGAUCCCCUUCAUCCUGCGAUUUGCCGUCGUCUGGAUCUGGAACGUCAUCAUUUUCAUACUCUGGAUCGCGCUGUUUGGUACAUUCGGCAAGCUGUUCAUCCACGAGAACCCCGAGGGUAACGGCGGCAUCCAGCGCAUGAAGAACGCCGUGUGGAUUGACCUUACCAAUGCGCUUCUCUGGCUCAUCUCCGCCAUUGCCCACUUCUGCUACUGGUGGACACACCGCGAGCGCGUCACCCGAUUCACUGGCCGCGCGAAGGUUUAA
Molecule: messenger RNA, 465 nt
Organism: Phaeoacremonium minimum UCRPA7
Lineage: Eukaryota; Fungi; Ascomycota; Sordariomycetes; Togniniales; Togniniaceae
Exons: 2
Coding region: 1-465 (154 amino acids)
Source: RefSeq, a predicted model, not a curated record